GAGCUGUAUCUACUUCUACUGUCUGCGGCCUGUGUCUGCUGCCUGUGUCUGCGGCCUGUGUCUGCUGCCUGUGUCUGCUGCCUGUGUCUGCUGCCUGUGUCUGCUGCCUGUGUCUGGGGCCUGUGUCUGCGGCCUGUGUCUGCGGCCUGUGUCUGCGGCCUGUCUGCGGCCUGUGUCUGCUGCCUGUGUCUGCUGCCUGUGUCUGCGGCCUGUGUCUGCGGCCUGUGUCUGCGGCCUGUGUCUGCGGCCUGUCUGCGGCCUGUGUCUGCGGCCUGUCUGCGGCCUGUGUCUGCUGCCUGUGUCUGCGGCCUGUGUCUGCGGCGUGUGUCUGCGGCCUGUGUCUGCGGCCUGUGUCUGCUGCCUGUGUCUGCGGCCUGUGUCUGGGGCCUGU
Oncorhynchus keta (chum salmon) is the source of this 391-nucleotide messenger RNA. RefSeq lists its product as uncharacterized. The annotation marks the transcript as partial. NCBI's taxonomy places the organism in Eukaryota, Metazoa, Chordata, Actinopteri, Salmoniformes, Salmonidae. The transcript has a single exon. The record is from RefSeq and is a predicted model, not a curated record.